Molecule: messenger RNA, 1683 nt
Organism: Adineta ricciae
Lineage: Eukaryota; Metazoa; Rotifera; Eurotatoria; Adinetida; Adinetidae
Source: the annotation of a GenBank genome assembly
AUGCAUUACAUACUAUACGUUUGGAUUUUUACAUUUAUUUCGACGAUUACAUUCGUUGAUGGUCAAGUUUGUAUACCCAACCCAUGUGCAAAUGGUGGUUUAUGCACUGCAAUUUCUGCUGUCGAUUAUACUUGUCGAUGUACAGCUCCUGUACUAACUGGAAAGAAUUGUGAUGUACUGCUUACGACAACUACACCACGUCCAUCACCGUGUGCAUCAAAUCCAUGCGAAAAUGGUGGUGUAUGUAGUGCGACAGUAUUUGGUACUUAUACAUGUACAUGUAAUCAAUAUUCAUAUGGACCACGAUGUGAAAAUUUGAAUCCAUGCUAUAUUCAACCACCCAUUUGUCAAAAUAAUGGUGUUUGUACGCCUGGUCUCAAUGAAGCAUACACAUGCUCGUGUACUGCACAAUAUACCGGAUCUCGUUGUGAAACAUUGAGGCAACCCGUGUCGAUUUGUGCAUCCAUUCCAUGCCAAAACGGCGGUACCUGCUAUGCCUUGAAUUCAAAUACUCAAAUUUAUUGCCUAUGUCUAUCUGGAUUUUCCGGCUCAAGAUGCGAGCUUACCAAUGCUUGUGCAAGUAAUCCAUGUUUGAACAACGGUGCCUGCACGAAUGUUGGUAAUUCAUAUCAAUGCACUUGUCCCAACCCGUACUACGGUACUAACUGUCAGUUUUUAUCUGCUGCGAACCCAUGUUCACCGUCACCGUGUCAAAAUGGUGGCGCUUGCACCGUUCUCAAUAAUGCAGCAUUUUGUGCAUGUCCGUCACCUUAUGCCGGUGUAACUUGUUCUGAAAUAAUAGCUAACAACAUUUGCGUAACAAAUCCAAAUAUCUGCAAAAAUGGUGCAACAUGCUCACCCGUCGGAGCUGACUCAUGGAAAUGUGAAUGUGCAGUUGGAUUUACAGGAGCAAAUUGUGACACAGUUGCCACAAUUAAUACCUGCUUACAAGGAAGUACACCUUGUUUAAAUGGCGGAAACUGUGUUUUGGCUGGAAAUGCAUAUCAAUGCGUUUGUCCAAGCGGCUUUACUGGUCAAUAUUGUGAAACAGCAGUAGCAGCGUCAACACCUUGCAAACCAACACCUUGUAAAAAUGGUGCAACAUGCUACCUAUAUGGCAACACAGAUUAUGUAUGUAACUGUCCAGCUCAAUAUACUGGCCGACAGUGUCAAACAGUUCUAGCUUCAUGCAAUUCUCAAUUAUGUAGUAAUGGAGGUACAUGCGUUUCUAUGUCCAAUGGCCAAAUUAUAAAAUGUGCCUGUCCAGCUGGAUAUACAGGUGAUCGCUGUCAAAAUUUAGUUCAAAAUCAAUGUAUCUCUCAGCCAUGUCUUAACGGUGGUACCUGUUUUCAAGGUCCAUUUACAUAUGAUUGUAAAUGUCCUAUUCCAUAUCGAGGAGAUCGUUGUGAAUCUAUUGCAACUGUUUCUUCACCAUGUGAUAGCAAUCCAUGCAUCAAUGCAGGUACAUGUAAUGUAGUUGGUAAUAGUUUCACAUGUACCUGUCCACCUGGUUAUUCGGGCAACACAUGUGAAAUAAAUACUCGACCAGCUGUUUGUGAACUAGACUGUUCACCAGGUUAUUGCUUUGCCAAUCCAUCAGGUCAACCGGCAUAUGCUUGUUAUUGUACGGAUAAUAGCAUACAUUUACGAUCAUGCCGUUCCCGUAGUGCAUCUCGACCUUGA